UCUAUCCUCCCACCCCCCCCCUACAGAAGACAUGGCGGAGGGGGAGACGUAUUGUGUUGUUUAUCAGCAGCUGCGGGAUGUUAUCAUCGAGCAGCAACGCAAGAUACGUGUCUUCGAGGAGCUGGUAAAACAGCAAGAAGAGAAGACAGCAUACAGAGAGGAGUUUGAAGCUGUGGUGAAGGAGUUGGAGGUGAGAACUUUGAAGCUUAUAGAGGAUGAAAAACUUGAACAUGCUAAAACUAAAGCAUUACUUUCCAAGGAAUCUGAAAAACUGCAGUUUGCUCUUGGUGAAAUAGAGAUUUUAAUGAAACAGCUAGAUCGGGAAAAGAAGGCCUUUGAAAAUGCAUUGGAAAGCAUUAAAAAUAAAGCGUUGAAAGAGUCAACAAAAAAUGACAUGUUAAAAAGCAAAUGCAAUGAGAUUGAGAAUCAGAUGGAGAAACAAGAUGGCAUUUUAAAUAUCAAAGAGGAUCAGAUUAAAAAUCUUAAUCAGCUUCUUGAAAAGCAGAAAGAUACUUUGAGGCAAAAGGUUACUGACUUUGAGAUACAGAAGCAGCAAGAUGCUUAUAUAGCACAAGUACUGAAAGACAAAAAGAGGAAGACGUUUGGAAAGUUUCAUCAUGCUCCUAAGUAGCAAAUUGCAUACAGAUUUGUAAAUGAGCAUGCAUGUUUAUUCGAAUAUUGCAUACCUGUUCGGUAGCUGAUUACAUUUUGAUUGUGGUGAAACUGUUAGCAUGGUUUCUCUCCCAAGCCAUCAGCAGUGUAUUGGGCACAGCAACAACCAAAAGACCAUCAAAUGAAUUGGCUGUCAUGCAACCUGUUCUGGUGCUAGUUUUUCUGAUUGUGUUCCUUCUGACCUAUGUCAAUCCUUUUCUUAGCAAACAAUUGAGUGAAAUACAGUGAAAUGAGUACACAUUGGGAAUCUAUGUUCAAUUCCUGUGCCACAACUUAUUAUGCUCUGCCUUUAAUUGUAUUUGCUUUCUGUUUGAUCAGAAAUGAUGGAGCCUCAUCAGUACUCUUUGGGCUUAUAGUUCUAAAAGUAGGUUUACCAAGAGUGCCAUUUGUCACUAACAACAUUUAUGUUAUGACUGAAAUAGGUAAAGUCGACAGUCAGAUUUGUAUCUUGACGAAUCAAAAAAAAACAUAGGGUGUUAAUUUGGUUGCAGCAGCCUAAAGUUUGGGUGAUAUUCACUAUUUUGAAUGGUGCUAAUUUUUUAAAAAUGAUACCUAUUUGCUUGUAAAAGAAAAAGUAACUCUUGUAGCUGUCAUAUUGUUGACAGCUGUGAGAAUAUAAGCAAUAAAUACAGGGGUGGACUGUUCAGCUCUUUGAGUCCAGUCUGCCAUUCAUUGAGAUCAUGGAUGAUUGUCUAUUUUAACACUGUUUUCCCGCAUUCUCAACAUAUCCCUUGAUAUUUACAAUAUAUAAAAAUCUAUCACUGUCAGUCUUGGGCCAUUCUCAAUGACUGAUUCUCUGAAGGCCUUUGGACAGAGAAUUCCAUGCGUUCACCACCCUCUGAGUAAUGAAAUUCAUUUAGUCACACCCUAAAUGCUCUUAUUCAGAGACUGUGACCCUGUGUUUUUGACCCACCAGUUUGGGCAACACCUGUCCUGUAAGAAUUGUGUAUGUUUGAAUAAGACCACCUCUCAUUCAGCUAAACUUCGAAAUACAGGCUAAUCUGUUUAGCUUGCUUCAGUGAAUAUUUAGAUUGUUAGAACUGAAUUGUCAGUCAUAAUAUGAUACUUGUAAAACUGCAUUGUAACUUUUCAUUAUUUUU
Molecule: messenger RNA, 1772 nt
Organism: Hemiscyllium ocellatum (epaulette shark)
Lineage: Eukaryota; Metazoa; Chordata; Chondrichthyes; Orectolobiformes; Hemiscylliidae
Product: spermatogenesis-associated protein 24-like
Exons: 6
Coding region: 32-631 (199 amino acids)
Cellular component (GO): nucleus; cytoplasm
Molecular function (GO): DNA binding
Source: RefSeq, a predicted model, not a curated record